Molecule: messenger RNA, 1726 nt
Organism: Solanum stenotomum
Lineage: Eukaryota; Viridiplantae; Streptophyta; Magnoliopsida; Solanales; Solanaceae
Product: probable inactive poly [ADP-ribose] polymerase SRO5
Exons: 5
Coding region: 378-1508 (376 amino acids)
Molecular function (GO): NAD+ poly-ADP-ribosyltransferase activity
Source: RefSeq, a predicted model, not a curated record
ACUUGAAAGAAAGCAAGCAAGCAGUAAACUUGUGGCGGUGUUAUCCGUUGGCUAUUAAUUCCCUAUUUCUUCCAUUCUAUUCAUUCUUUUCAUCCAAGUUAUCAAACUUACAAAUAAUUCUUCAUUGAUUUGGUUAAUUCUCCAGUUUUUUUGGGUUUACAGUUCACAAUUAUUGAGAUUCCAUUCUACAAUGUGCUUUUUUGUUCUUCUAAGCAAGUAUUGAUUCGUUUUGAUUUUUUUUUUUUCAUUGUGAAUAUUCUCUUCUUUUCUUAGCUACCUUGAAUUUGUAUUCAAUAAGAAUCAAAUUCUCUACGGAAAUUGAUCGAACACUUGUUAGAUUCGAAUAAUUUUUAGUUACUUGUUCGGAUUAUUCUGCAAUGGAGAACUUUGUGAAGCCUCAGUUCUUCUCCUUUCUGCGUGAGGAAGCAGCAGCAGCAGUUCAACGGUACUCACCGCAUCACAAGUUUAUGGCUCAUUCAGGAUUUGGAAAUCAAUUUACCGAAUCUACAAGCUCAAGCGCCGAUGACGUGCAAGAUCCAGAAGUUUCCGAUUCCGAGAGUUCGGUUGUUGGUUCGGUACAUGAAGAGAGAAGUUCUGGUUUGAUGAGAAUUGAUGAAGGCGAUAAGAUAUAUGGUAUUAUAAUUAACAAGUUGCUAUCGGGUUUGGGUUGUUUUGGAUUAUCGACGGAAAUUACGGCAAUUCAUAAGGAGACUUGCUCUAGUUUUAUCAAGCAAGCGAAGCUUCAAUCGUUUCUUAUUUUCUCUAAAGCGGUGGAGAAGAAGUGCGGUGGGAAUGCUAAUGUGAAGUAUGCUUGGUUUGGAGCUUCGAAAGAUGAGAUUAACAAUACAUUUUCACAUGGAUUUUCUCAUUCAUCAAACAAUGGAGCUUACUCUCAAGCCAUAUGCCUUUCUCCGGAUGAUAAUUCACACGAUUGUCUGCAAGCUGCUGUUCCUGAUAAAAAUGGAGUAAGGCAUCUAUUGCUUUGUCGUGUGAUACUGGGAAAAACUGAAGUUGUUCAUCUUGGAUCAGGACAGUGCCAUCCGAGUUCUGAGGAAUAUGAUACAGGGGUUGAUAAUUUAUCUUCUCCUAGAAAGUAUAUCGUGUGGAGUACUCACAUGAACAGUUACGUUUUCCCAGAAUUUAUGGUCAGUUUCAGAGUCAGCUCACAUGCUAAAGAGUCUCAAAGGAAUACAGUUCCUGUUCAGAAUCCAAAAUCACCUUGGAUUACAUUUCCUGCACUGAUUUCUGCUCUAUCGAAAUUCUUGCCGCCUCAGACUGUCAAAUUGAUUACGAAAUAUCAUAAUGAUCAUAAGGGGAGAAAGAUCACAAGACGAGACUUGAUUCAGCAAGUGAGGAAACUAGCAGGGGACGAGUUGUUGACUGCAAUCAUCAAGUCCUGCAAGAAUAAGCAGCAAAGCAAAGGAUCAACUGGAAACUCAUCCAGCACAAGCUCAAUUAACUUUGAGCAACGAGAUGGAAGAUGCUGUGCUUGCCACAAGAGUUGUUGAACAAUUUUCUUGAAGAAUAUUGGACAUAAGCAGAGAGAAUGAAAUGAUGAAUGUCGAUAUCCACUAACCAAGCCAAAUGUGACACAAGGAGGGACUAGCUGCUGCUGUUGAUUCAUGGGAUGAAAAUGCUAUCUUCUAACAAAUUAGUCUCAGUUUAAUUCCCCUCUAACCUGUAUCUCUUCACACUUAAUAUUUUUAUUUUUUUUGCUUCGUAACCC